Sycon ciliatum is the source of this 4327-nucleotide messenger RNA. Its product is annotated as breast cancer anti-estrogen resistance protein 1-like. Gene Ontology annotation, cellular component: cytoplasm; plasma membrane. Bases 1484 to 3406 code for a protein of 640 amino acids. Gene Ontology annotation, molecular function: protein binding. Gene Ontology annotation, biological process: cell migration; cell surface receptor protein tyrosine kinase signaling pathway. The record is from RefSeq and is a predicted model, not a curated record. The transcript has 2 exons. Lineage: Eukaryota; Metazoa; Porifera; Calcarea; Leucosolenida; Sycettidae.
CAAGAUACUAGAUAGCCAGGUAAUUUGUUUGGCGGGACUGCAAACCCUCCCCAACGUGUCCAUUUGUCAACCUAAGUAUCAUUCCUGGGGUUGGACAAUCAAUCCCAGCGGUGUUAAUCAUAAGGCAGUGCGCUGAGCAAGGGCAUCUAAACUUACCAGGAAUCUUGGCAAUCUUCGCCUUGAGGCUGCAAGUUGAUAACAAUUGAAUGACUGAGCAAUAAGCUACAGCCUAGUACAGGGUGACCCAGUGGUCACUAUGUGUCACCAGCACUCUGCAUUGUAUCCAUCUAAAAACUGUCUGGGUGUGUAUUAGUUUGCUGCUGUUUGGGGGAACUGAACAAUCCCAUCAAACGUGUAUCAUCUGAGGGCUUCAAUUCCGGAUAUUGAUAUUGACAGAUGUAGCAGUAGUUAGUUUCUCCAGAUCAGGCUCAGCUGCUGUAUCUUGUGCUAGUGCCAGCAUGCAUGAAUCUGGGUAUGUAUCACCGAAUGUUGCCUGAAUGUUGCCUCCGUGUGUGCCUGCAUAGCAGGCUGAAUCUGUGAUAUGGAAGUAGGAAUAGAGUACUAGUAUCUAUGGCCUGGACCUGGACCUGGGUUACUAUGUUACAGUAUGUAGGUAGGUGUACAUGCUGCUACAUUGGCCCCAUUGAUAAUGCUAUCCCCAAAGUGCCUGUAUGCAAAUCUCUGGUGGAAAGUGUUGUCACUUCAGAAUGACAACCUGUGUGCUAAGACUGGGCAGACUGUUCUUCCAUUUGUGGUGGCUCCUUGCUCCAGCACGUUCUAAGUUCUGUUGCCCUAAUUAAUGGCUUUCCUGGACUCCAAUUGUGCUCCUGUUUGGUCUAUAGCACCUGUCUUGUACUGCCGUGAAGUGGCAACUGGCUGGCGGGCUAUUUUGGCUAGUUCAGUGUGAGCUCCUUUGACUUGUACGGGGAGCUCUGUACCUUUCAUGGUAUCAGUGCCAGGAGCAGAGCCCAUGGCUUUGUUGCCACUGUACUUGCUUGCCUCAGGGAGGUGGAUUCAGCUGCACAAGAAUGGUGCUAAUCAUACUACUCACAUGGGGUUGUUCUGUUAGAACCUUCUUCCUUCUAAUAGUAUUCUGUUGAGUGGCAGCAGAGAGGGGGAGACUUGGUUUGAGUGACCACCAUGAAAGCAUAGUUGUGGCCUUGCACCUACUUGGUCCACUGUCAGACUUCUUCACUUGAAUGCCCAGAAGCUCUCCAGUUUUACAGUUUUACCAUUAGCAAUCAGACUUCAAUGUGAUUUGCUGGUCAAAUUUAGUACUCACUUGGCGGUGCUUUUACUUUUAGACACAAAGCUCAGACACGGUCCAAUCCGUCAGUGAGAAUUCUCCUGGGCUCAGCUUGCUUGUCUUUAUAUUACUAGCCUUGGAAAAGCUUUGGCCAGUCAAGCAACUUGCACAGGUAGACUGAGAAGAAGGUUGCCAGUCUUGUAAGCGUAACUAGUUAUUGCUGCUGAGCUGUACACCAUGGCACCGGGUGUGCAAACCGGUUCACACCGCCAUGCCAUGCUACUGGAGAGCAGCAUGCCUAGUUGCAGUUCAUUUGGGCUGCUUUUGGAAUGGCAGAAGUCGGGCAUGCAAUUGGGGUUGGCUGAAGCGGUAUACAACAAUGCGGCCGAGGCAAAAGACGAGCUGUCGUUUCGCAAAGGUGACAUUGUGACGGUCAUCGAAAAGAACUACGGUGCGGACGGCUGGUGGCUAUGUCAGAUCAACAACCGGCAAGGCAUCGUGCCGUAUAAUUAUGUGCGGGAGCUGACCGAGGAAGAGAUCAUAGGCAUGCUACCAGCACCACCAGCAGAGCAAACAACCAGGUCCCAUUACCAGACCCCAUCGGAUCGUAAUUUUCAAGUUGAGUACAAUCGCUUCAAGACCGCAUUGUCACAGGGUGUCGAUCCGCCCGUGCCAGCACCGCAAGAAGAAAUGGUGCAGCCCCAGCCGCAGCUGAACGAUCCUGGUGCAAUGGAUAAUCUAUAUGUUGCGCCAACAUCCAACCGUCUACUUGGUGAUGGCGGCCUUCAUCCUGACCCCAGCUCCUGUGCGACCACUCAUUCAUCCAGUAUCAAGUACAUAGCAGUGGGAGAUGAGGAGGUUGGCCCCAGUAUGACGUUAGUCGCCGGCCAGAAGCUUCUCCAGCGUGUCAACACUGUCCUGGAUUCAAGCACUGCGCAGUGUUCAAGAGCUAUUGGCCCAGACAUCUCUCAGCUGGAAGGUGAGCAGCUUCUUCGGGCGUCCCGGUCGGCUGUCGACGCAGGCCGCGAGGCUCACACACUGCUGAAGGACUUGAUUACACUGUCGUGUGGUGUUCUCCGCGUGGCUCGCCAGCUGCAGAAAGCCGGCCACGCACCGCAUCUCGUGCAACAACUCGUGCGCCCCAUCGUACCUAUCAAGGAUUCUCACGUUGAGCUUGCAGCAGCAGUUGCCGAGCUGGACAAGUGCCCGGAUGUCCUGACUGCACGCCAACUGCUUGCCAAAGUCCAGUCGCUGCUGACUUCUGUACGGGUACACGUCGAUGAGCUGAGAGGAUAUGUCCUGUCCAACGCCGUGCUGCUGUUCCUGCCGGCACAGACGGUAGACAAUCCCGACUAUGAGGAGCUACCCGACCCACAGACUGCGCGUACACCACAGCACUCUCCUCAUCCGUUGAAGUCACGUGACUCACCAGAUGGCAGUGCCAACACUCACCAUCAUCACCACCAUUCCAACAGUGAUCUGCUCGAGAGGCAAGAGCACUCGCCAAGUCUGAUGCAUCACCCACCACAGGACAAUCGACAUGCGUCAGAUCUGGUGGGCCAUGACACGAUAAUUGCGCCAAGCCACAAGCGGAGUGGAAGCAGGGAAAGUGUUGACUCUGACAACAGCCGGGCAUCUCGCCACAGCUCCAGCUCCAGUAACGAUGUUGUUCCAACACUGCGCCGGAAGGCGGACGAUGAUCGGCCAGUGGCACACGUAUUAGCGGGAAUGCAGGUAGCUGUUGGUGACCUGAGUGAUGGUGAGUUAUCUCUACUGGCCUACUACGCCGAGCGCAUGGAAACCCUAAUACCGAGUGUGACCAACGCUGUAGAAGCUUUCUGCCGGGCGAUCGGCGAGAAACAAGUGCCCAAGCAGUUUGUGUGGCAUAGCAAAAUGGUCGUUGUGGGCGCCUACAAGAUGGUGUAUGUGGCGGACACUGUCUUCCAGAAGCUGUCACACUCCGAGCUGCGCAAUCACAUCGUAGCCUGCAGCAAUCGCUUGGUCGAUAGCAUCAAGAACAUUGUGGAGUACACAAAGGUGGCGGCACAGCAGUACCCAUCCAUCGGUGCCAUGCGAGACAUGGUCGAGUCCGUCGCUCACCUACCACCACUAGCUCUAGACCUGGCUGAGUCCAUCAAGGAAGCUGCCAGUCUUCGAUGAUAUAACGUUACGCGGCCCACACUACGCACUGUGCUGCUGGUGAUGGUGGACAGGGAAAUCGUCUGCCACUCGUCUGCACAAUGACGUCAUAGUCCCAACGCACCGUCAUCAUGCUGCUGUGAUAUGUACAAGUACCAAGUGCUACCAUUGCACCGUUGAAACAUAAAUCAUGCUCGUCCGUCUUCCACGACUGAACUAUAUCCUUACUUGAGUUGGCAGGCAGUGCCAGCCUUGAUACAAACAGUUUACAUUAUGGCCUCCGGAUCCGUUCAAUUUUAGCUGGCAAUUCACUCACCGCGAUAACAUACAUACACUUUAUAACAAGCACACACAUGCGACAACUCUCAGCAUGGAAACAAAACCAAUGACACACUAUUAUGGCCCUCAAAUUGAGACUCAGUUUCUGGCAGAUGUAUGCUCUGGCUCUUGUUUUGACCUAAAUCAAUCUUUAUUAAUUAAACUGACCCAACCCUAGUCCGAGUCGCUUUAAGACGGUCAUGGUGAUCUCACUGUCUAUGUUCCACUCAAAGUCAUCAGGUCGUCUGUCACGAUUGCAAAACCCCAAACUAAAGUCGAAUGUUGCUGCUGCUGCUGCUGUUGUUGCUGUACUGUGCUGCUUGGUUGUUGCAAGCGCAUGUUGACUGACUUCUGUGAAGUCUGCUCUCACCUAUGGUCUAUGACUCAGUAUGAGCGCCAAAGUCACGCGGCUGCCGAAUCAUCGAGUCGAUGCCCAGGCUGAACCAAUAUUAUGGGGCUGCGCUCGCAGUAGUUCUAAGCUCUUAGCUGUGAACAGACUCACAGUCCCAUGAUAUCAUCCCAUCAUAGAGACAGAGACCUUGGCAGGUUGUGUGCCGGUCUGUUGAAAGGUCAUGAUCCUGGCCCUGGGAACCAUGAUCAUUGUGAGUAACUCGGAGUGGGUCA